This is a messenger RNA of Aureobasidium subglaciale EXF-2481, 1302 nucleotides long. RefSeq lists its product as uncharacterized. The transcript has 3 exons. Lineage: Eukaryota; Fungi; Ascomycota; Dothideomycetes; Dothideales; Saccotheciaceae. The record is from RefSeq and is a predicted model, not a curated record. The coding region runs from base 1 to 1302 and encodes 433 amino acids.
AUGACGGUGUUUUUUGAUCUUGGUUGCGAGACCUUCGACACCUUUAACGUGACCAUUCCGAAGACAACAACCGCCAUACAAAACAUGACUGAUGCGCAGUUCAUAUUCGACUCGGCGCGGCAACAGUACAAUGAGUUCGCAGGCGGCCUAGAAAGACACUUUGAAAGCGUCGCUACACAGCUCAAAGACUGGUUACCCGAGCAAAUGCGACCUCGUCCGCCACCACCACCACCACCUUCUCGAUUUCUCACACCCGCCACAUACUGGAAUCAAGUCAACCGGUGGGUGGCUCGAAACACUGCACUAAGCGCCGGUAUUCUCGCUUUCGUGGGUACCGGUGCCGUGCUUGUCUUCAUACAGAGAACGACACAUGUGAAGAAGAGAAGAGCUAGGAAGUCAAAUAAUGGUGCCCGAACGGAGGCUGUUGUCCUUGCUGGUUCUCCGACAUCACCCUUGACUACCGCUAUCGCUAUGGAUCUCGAGCGUCGUGGUUUCAUCGUCUAUGUUGUUACGGGAACCAAAGAAGACGAGGAACAUCUUCGCAAGCAAUCGCGUGCAGAUGUUCUUCCGUUUGACCUUGAUCUUAUUCAUCCUGACAGAGCCGAAGGCCAGAUGCAACGCUUCCAUCAUUUCCUGUCUCGCCAUCACCAUGCCUUUGACGGUGCCUCUGCUCACCGCCUGACGCUAGCAGGUGUGAUUCUCGUUCCAGACAUUUCAUCAGUAACUGUCGGAUCCAUUGCGCAACUCUCACCCGAAGCAUGGUCGACUGCGCUGAACGCCAAAGUUUUGCACACCAUCACGGUUGCAAAGUACAUGCUCCCACUAGUUACCGAAUUCAAGAGUAGGGUACUCAUCCUCACACCAAACGUGGUUUCAUCAUUGCGACCUCCAUAUCGCGCGGUUGAGAGCACAGUAUCUUCUGCGAUUGGUGCUUUUGCUGCUUCGUUGUCAUCAGAACUCAGCCUCCAAGGAUUACACGCUUGUCAUUUCAAGCUCGGAAAUAUCGAAAUUGCAGGUAGCAAACACAAAAGAGAAGAGGGUAAGAAAAGCAGGGGCACACCGGGUACAUCAAUACGAAAACUCCACGAGGCAAUCUUCGAUGCGUUACACAGCAGCAACCCUAGUCGCACAUGGCACGUUGGCAGGGGCAGCUUGAUAUACGACUUCAUCGGGUCAUGGAUUCCUAGUGGAGUUGUGGGUUGGAUGAUGGGAUUGCAGCAUGUCGCAACAAACGAAGAUCAGCGCACUCCUGAACCAGAGGACUCGUCGAGUGAUCGAUCUAUCACUUGGGAAAAGGUUUGA